Molecule: messenger RNA, 300 nt
Organism: Parnassius apollo (apollo)
Lineage: Eukaryota; Metazoa; Arthropoda; Insecta; Lepidoptera; Papilionidae
Source: the annotation of a GenBank genome assembly
AUGGAGCAAUAUAGGAAAUCUCUAGAGUUAAACGGAUUACGCAUAAGCAGAACCAAGACAGAGUGCAUGGUAUGCAACUUCAACCCCGACGAAACUGUACCAUCAGUCGCGGAAGUCAAAUUGGAUGGCAUAGCCUUACCAAGAGUAAAUAAAUUUAAAUACCUCGGAUCAAUAAUCACGGAAGAUGGAUCGAUAACAGCCGACAUUACGUACAGAAAGAUGUCUGGGUGGCAUAAGUACAUUAACAGGAGUCCUCUGCAAUCCAAAAAUGCCGAUAAGAACCAAAGCCAAGGUCUAUAA